UUCAUUAUUUAUUUUUCGUUUUCAAUAAAGAGUGCAGAUUUAACCAAAUUUCACAUUUUGAUGUAGUCAUAAACUAUUUAUUCGCUAAAAUGAAACCUCGAAACAUUCUAUCUGCGAUUGUCCUGAUUUUGUGUACCAUUAUUCUAAGCCGUUCCUGGGCGAGAAUGGAAGCAUACAUGACACAAAUUAAGUGUACCACCUAUUAUCCAGAGCUUGUGAAAAAUGCUAGCUGUCAUUUAAAUCGAACAUCCAAAGAUUCUGGAUCAUCAUCAUACUUUGCAGAAUUUGCCCUGUCAGAAGAUGUUAGUGACGUCAAAGGCAUUUACGUAUUUUCCCUGAAACGAGGCGCACACAUAACCAACUAUACUGCAAUGGAAUUGGACUUCUGCCAGGUCUUAGAUUCUCUACAAACACAGUUUUUACUAAAGAUGAUUGCCGAUGAGCUGCGGCGAGUUUCAAAUUUUCCCCUGCAAUGUCCGUUUAAAAAGAAUAAGAGGUUUUACAUUGAUGGUUUUAAGAUCAACUCAAAGCUAAUACCCAGCUAUGCGCCAGAAUUGAACUUUAUAUCCGACUGCCAUAUAUUUGCUAAAAAACGCAAAGCCAUUCAAUUAACUAUCCAUGGUCGUGUAGUUCGUAGUCGAUCGGGUCGUUAACGAAAUGUUUAUUUUCAAAACAAAGUCCACCUAUACUAAUGGCAUCCCGUGUACACUAAUUAAAUGAAUUGUUUUAAUAAAUUUUAAUGGGCAAUAAAGUGUCAAAACAGAACCAUAACAUUUAA
Drosophila suzukii is the source of this 778-nucleotide messenger RNA. NCBI's taxonomy places the organism in Eukaryota, Metazoa, Arthropoda, Insecta, Diptera, Drosophilidae. The record is from RefSeq and is a predicted model, not a curated record.